CCCCCCUCAAAUUUCUCCCUUCUGACUCUCUCUCAUUCUCUCACUUACUUGUUACUUCUUCCCCUUUCUCUCUCUGUCUCUCUCUCUCCUCAUUCAUUCAUAAACCCGUGAUCUUUCCCUUCCUCUGCUUUCUCUCUCCUUCGUUGUUAAUCUUUUCCUGAUCAUUUUUGCUCCACAAAUGGACACUACCGACGACAUUGCUGAAGAAAUUUCUUUCCAGAGCUUUGAAGAUGAUUGCAGAAUUCUUCGUAGUCUUUUUAAUGAUGUUCUUCUCAGAGAAGUUGGUUCUGAUUUCGUUCACAAACUUGAACGUAUCAGAAUUCUCGCUGAGAGUGCAUGUAACAUGAGAAGCGCGGACAUUGAGGAUACAGCUGAGUUGCUUGAGAAGCAGCUUAUAUCAGAGUUGUCCAAAAUGGGUUUAGAGGAAGCUUUGAUGCUUGGUCGAGCAUUCAGUCAUUAUCUUAAUUUGAUGGGAAUUGCUGAAACUCAUCACAGGUUACGUAAACAAAAAAAUGUUCCACAACUAUCUAAAUCAUGUGAUGAUAUCUUUAGUAAGCUGAUUCAAGAAGGAGUUUCUUCAGAUGACCUUUACAACCAUGUUUGUCAGCAGGAGGUAGAAAUUGUUCUAACUGCGCAUCCCACGCAAAUUAAUAGGCGUACUUUGCAAUAUAAGCAUAUUAGAAUUGCUCAUCUUUUAGAGUACAAUGAUAGACCUGACCUUGGUCAUGAAGAUAGAGAGAUGCUGAUUGAAGAUCUGGUUAGAGAAAUAACUUCAGUGUGGCAAACUGAUGAGCUUAGAAGGCACAAACCGACUCCAGUUGAUGAAGCUAGGGCCGGUUUACAUAUUGUUGAGCAAUCACUCUGGAGAGCUGUUCCUCACUAUUUGCGCCGUGUCAGUAAUGCUUUAAAGAAGCACACUGGUCAGGCACUUCCCUUGACAUGUACACCCAUAAAGUUUGGUUCUUGGAUGGGAGGUGAUCGAGAUGGAAAUCCUAAUGUGACUGCCAAGGUCACAAGAGAUGUGUCUCUGUUGUCUAGAUGGAUGGCUGUAGACCUUUACAUUCGUGAAGUUGAUGGUCUUAGAUUUGAGCUUUCCAUGAACCGUUGCAGUGACGAAUUGCUAAAGCUUACACAUGAAAUACUCAAAAAAGAAAAUGCAGCAAAGGAUAAGUAUGAAAGUUGGAAUCAACCUACACAGAGGAGUCAGUCAAAGUUUCAAUCAAAUCUACCCACUGGAGUUAAUCUUCCUUCCUACACAGAUUGCAAUAAUGGGGAUUCUCAGCAUCCAAAACUGGAACUUCCUGGCACUGAUUACAUGCCACUGAACCGACAGGACAGUGCAAAAAAGCCCCACAAGUCUUCUGAGGAGGGAAUUGGAUCUUCAAAUGCUCCUUCAUCAGGAAUUCCUCGAAACUCUUCAAGUCAGCUGCUGGCUCAGAGAAAGCUAUUUGCAGAGUCUUCUGUAGGAAGAGCAAGUUUCCAGAAACUUCUGGAGCCAAGUCAACCACAGAAACCUGGAAUUGCUCCCUACAGGGUUGUUCUUGGUAAUGUGAAGGACAAGCUUCUGAAGACCCAGCAGCACUUGGAGCUUCGUUUAGAAGAGCUUCCUUGUGAUGCAGAUCUUUCUGAUUACUACGAGACCUCUCAACAACUUUUGGAACCCUUGCUUUUAUGCUAUGAUUCUCUGCAAUCAUGCGGAUCUGGAGUGCUAGCUGAUGGCCGACUAGCUGACUUGAUACGAAGAGUCAGUACAUUCGGCAUGGUGUUAAUGAAACUAGAUCUACGCCAGGAAUCUGGCCGACAUUCUGAAGCACUGGAUGCAAUUACAAAUUACUUGGACAUGGGCACAUACAGUGAGUGGGAUGAAGACAAAAAAUUGGAGUUCCUUACUAAAGAGCUGAAAGGGAAGAGGCCUCUAGUUCCAACAAGUAUAGAGGUUGCUCCUGAUGUGAAGGAGGUCUUAGACACUUUCCGUGUUGCUGCUGAGCUAGGGAGUGAUUCACUUGGAGCUUAUGUAAUUUCAAUGGCAUCGAAUGCAAGUGAUGUACUGGCUGUUGAGCUUCUACAGAAAGAUGCCCGACUUGCUCACAGUGGGGAGCAGGGCAGACCAUGCAUUGGUGGAACGUUGCGGGUGGUUCCAUUAUUUGAGACUGUGAAGGAUUUGAGGGGUGCUGGAGCAGUUAUCCGGAAGUUAUUGUCAAUUGAUUGGUAUAGGGAGCACGUCAUUAAGAAUCACAAUGGACAUCAGGAGGUCAUGGUUGGAUAUUCUGAUUCUGGCAAGGAUGCUGGUCGUUUUACAGCUGCAUGGGAGCUUUACAAAGCCCAAGAGGAUGUUGUGGCUGCAUGCAAUGAGUUCAAUAUCAAAGUUACUCUCUUUCAUGGCCGUGGAGGGAGUAUUGGUAGGGGUGGUGGUCCGACAUAUCUUGCCAUUCAAUCACAGCCUCCUGGUUCUGUUAUGGGUACGUUGAGGUCCACUGAGCAAGGAGAAAUGGUGCAAGCUAAAUUUGGACGACCACAAAUUGCAGUUCGGCAACUAGAAAUCUAUACCACAGCUGUGCUUCUUGCAACAAUGCGGCCUCCUCUCCCACCCAGAGAAGAAAAAUGGCGGAACCUUAUGGAGGAGAUUUCGAAGGUUAGUUGCCAGAAUUAUCGUAGCACUGUGUACGAAAACCCUGAGUUCUUGUCCUACUUCCAUGAAGCUACUCCCCAAGCUGAGCUCGGGCACCUUAACAUUGGAAGCCGACCCACAAGAAGAAAGAGCUCAACAGCAAUUGGACAUCUUCGAGCAAUUCCUUGGGUAUUUGCAUGGACACAAACAAGAUUUGUUCUUCCUGCUUGGCUUGGUGUAGGAGCAGGCUUGAAAAGUGCUUGUGAAAAGGGGCAUGCAGAUGAUCUGCGAGCAAUGUAUCAGGAAUGGCCAUUUUUCCAGAGCACAAUAGACCUUAUAGAAAUGGUUUUGGGGAAGGCUGAUUUACCUAUAGCCAAGCUUUAUAAUGAUGUGCUUGUAUCUGAAAGUAGGAGAGAACUUGGUUCGCAGUUAAGAAAGGAGCUAAUGACUACUGAGAUGUAUGUGCUGGUUGUGAGUGGGCAUGAGAAGCCGUUGGAAGGUAACCGGACCUUGAAGAAGCUGAUCGAGAACAGACUUCCAUAUCUAAACCCAAUCAAUAUGCUGCAGGUGGAGAUACUAAAGAGGUUAAGACGUGAUGAUGAUAAUCAUAAACUCAGAGAUGCAUUGCUCAUUACCAUAAAUGGGAUCGCUGCUGGGAUGAGGAACACCGGUUAGUACCACCCACAGCUCUGAAGAACCAGAUGAAACUCGUUUUUUUGUUUGUCUAAGGUACUAGCAUAAGGUUGACAUUGUCAUUAUGAGAUAGAUAUAGCUGUCGUAGAUCAGAUACUUGAGAGAUCACUUAAGCUGCCAGGGAAUGAAAUUUAUGCAUCUCUAAGUGCCACUUGUAGCAUGAAAUGUCUUCAAUAUUACUGACACCAGGAGAUGCCAUCAUGCGCAAGCUUAAGAUCUA
Molecule: messenger RNA, 3521 nt
Organism: Beta vulgaris subsp. vulgaris (sugar beet)
Lineage: Eukaryota; Viridiplantae; Streptophyta; Magnoliopsida; Caryophyllales; Amaranthaceae
Product: phosphoenolpyruvate carboxylase 4
Exons: 20
Coding region: 179-3283 (1034 amino acids)
Biological process (GO): tricarboxylic acid cycle; carbon fixation
Cellular component (GO): cytosol
Molecular function (GO): phosphoenolpyruvate carboxylase activity
Source: RefSeq, a predicted model, not a curated record